AUGCCUCUCUCCAGCAACGAGCAGACCAACACGACAGCAGAGGCGCUGGUGUCGACGCUGAAAGGAGCAUUCCACACGCCGCCGGGGUUCCGACCGGCACACGCGCGGGGGAUCUUGUUGAGCGGAAACUUCACGCCCAGCUCGGCAGCCAAAUCGUUGAGCUCAGCACACCACUUCAACGCUCCGUCAACGCCGGUGCUGGUACGGUUCUCCAACUCGACGGGCCUGCCGCAGAUCCCGGACAACGCGGCCGACGCCAACCCGCGCGGCAUGGCGACGCGGUUCGUGCUGCCGGACGACAGCGACGGACGACGACAACACACCGACAUCGUGGCGCACUCGACGCCCUUCUUUCCCGUGCGCACGGGCGAACAGUUUCUGGAGAUGCUGCAAGCGAUAGGGGCAUCAUCUGGGCCGGACACGCCACAGCCGUCGCCGAUCCAGACCUUCCUGGCCCAAAACCCAUCGGCGGCCGCAUUUGUGGCGGCGCCCAAACCCGCACCGGCCAGCUUCGCCACGGAGAAGUUUUUCGGCGUCAACGCCAUCAAGCUGGUGGCUGGCGAUGGCGGCGCCACGUUCGUCCGCUACCGCAUCACCCCGGACGCGGGCGAGGCGCACCUGAGCGACGACGAGGCCCAGGCGAAAGACCCGGCGUUUCUGCACAACGACAUCCAGACCCGCAUCAUCGACGGGCCCGUGUCGUUCACGCUGUCGGCCCAGAUCGCAGACGACGCCGACCCCACUGACGACGCUACCGUGCGCUGGCCCGAGGACCGUCAGAUCGUCCCUUUGGGCUCUAUUGUCCUCGAUGCCGUCGUCGACGACAAUGACGAGAAGCAGCGCACUACCAUCUUCGAUCCCGUCCCGCGCGUCCCGGGUCUCGAGCCCAGUGCUGACCCGCUGCUCGACAUGCGUGCCAGUAUCUAUCUGAUUUCCGGCCGGCAGAGAAGAGCGGCGGGACCUCAUCAUUAG
Messenger RNA from Capronia epimyces CBS 606.96, 972 nucleotides. RefSeq names its product catalase. The transcript has a single exon. Bases 1 to 972 code for a protein of 323 amino acids. Gene Ontology annotation, biological process: hydrogen peroxide catabolic process; response to hydrogen peroxide. NCBI's taxonomy places the organism in Eukaryota, Fungi, Ascomycota, Eurotiomycetes, Chaetothyriales, Herpotrichiellaceae. Gene Ontology annotation, molecular function: heme binding; catalase activity. Gene Ontology annotation, cellular component: cytoplasm; peroxisome; mitochondrion. The record is from RefSeq and is a predicted model, not a curated record.